This is a messenger RNA of Oryzias melastigma (Indian medaka), 963 nucleotides long. Its product is annotated as olfactory receptor 1-like. Gene Ontology annotation, cellular component: membrane. Gene Ontology annotation, molecular function: olfactory receptor activity; G protein-coupled receptor activity. NCBI's taxonomy places the organism in Eukaryota, Metazoa, Chordata, Actinopteri, Beloniformes, Adrianichthyidae. Bases 1 to 963 code for a protein of 320 amino acids. Gene Ontology annotation, biological process: G protein-coupled receptor signaling pathway. The record is from RefSeq and is a predicted model, not a curated record. The transcript has a single exon.
AUGGAGUUUUUUAAUUCUGGCUUGGGAAAAAACAUAACUUUUGUGCGUCCUGCAUAUUUUAAAAUAGCUGGUUUUAUAGGGAUACCUCAUAUGAAUUAUUACUAUGCCUUUCUCUUCUUUGUCUUCUUUAUUUCAGUGUUGGGAAACACAGCUGUAAUGACUGUGAUUUACUUGGAUCAUAAUCUGAGGACUGCCAAGUAUGUGGCAGUUUUUAACCUCGCAUUUGUGGAUUUGUUGGGUAGCACAUCUCUUGUCCCAAAAGUCAUUGACACUUUUUUGUUUAAUCACUACUAUAUCUCUUAUAAUGAGUGCCUGACAUUCUUUUUUUUCUGCUUUACAUGUCUUUCAAUGCAGGCCCUUAACCUGGUUGCUCUUUGCUAUGAUCGCCUGGUUGCUAUCAUGUUUCCGCUGCAUUAUCAAGUCACAGUGACCCCCAAGAUCAUGCUGUCUAUAAUCCUUUCUUUCUGGCUCUUUGUCAUAGCUGCUGUUUUAUCUGCAGCCGGUCUUUUGACAAGACUUUCCUUCUGUAACUCAAUUGUUAUUAACAGUUUCUUUUGUGAUCAUGGCCAGAUAUUCCAAAUAGCCUGCAAUGAUUAUUCUCCAAGUUAUAUAUUUAGUGAUGUGUUGAUAGCUAUGAUUCUGUGGAUUCCUCUAAUUAUUGUUACUUCUAGUUAUAUUUGUAUUGGUUUUGCUCUCUGUAAAGUGUCCACAGUCCAUGAAGGAGUGAAAGCUUUUAAAACGUGUGCAGCUCAUCUGUCAUUAGUGGCAAUCUAUUUCAUACCUAUUUUAAUCACAUUCACUAGAAAUGUACAUCCAAAUUACAGGAUCAUAAACCUGUCUCUGACUGCUGUCUUUCCUCCCAUGUUAAACCCAAUCAUUUAUGUUCUGCAGACACAAGAGAUUAAAGCAUCAUUUAGAAAAAUUCUGAAAAAUAGAAGUCAGUCAAAAGUUACAGGAAAGUAA